This is a messenger RNA of Rhinopithecus roxellana (golden snub-nosed monkey), 5493 nucleotides long. RefSeq names its product solute carrier family 35 member E2B. Gene Ontology annotation, cellular component: Golgi apparatus. The coding region runs from base 1010 to 2227 and encodes 405 amino acids. NCBI's taxonomy places the organism in Eukaryota, Metazoa, Chordata, Mammalia, Primates, Cercopithecidae. Gene Ontology annotation, molecular function: antiporter activity. The record is from RefSeq and is a predicted model, not a curated record. The transcript is spliced from 10 exons.
UCCCGUGUUUCCAUUCCCCCCAUCUGCCUGCAGUGGAACGGCCCGAGCGGAACCAACGGGGAGGGGCGCUGAGCGCGCCGUGUUUUACCCCCCGUCUGCCUGGAGUAGAACGGCCCGGGAGGAACCAACGGGCAGCCGCGGGGGCGUUGUGGGCCGCGGCGCGAUUCCCCGCUGCCCGGCUCCGGGACACUGAGGAGCGGUGCCCGCGGGGCAGCCAGGAGCCCGAUGCCGGGUUCUGCGCGUCAUUUUCGGCCCCGCGGGCGCCCCGUGAAGCCCACCCGGGUCCGCCAGCCCUGUGACACUCCCCAUAGCCGAGCUCCGAGCUCCCUCCGCGGCCUCGCAUCCGGCCCCUCCGGCGCGCGCCUCUCAGGCCCCGCCCGCCGGCGUCCUUUUGUUGUGAAGGCGCCGGGGCCUAGCGCUAUGCCUGCGGCGGAGACUGCAUCAGGCUGUUGUCCUCGGGCUCCACCCGGGGACUUGCGCCCAGACAGCGGAAGGGAAGGAUGUCACUUCUGAGAUGAGGUUCAGAAAGGCCAGGGCUCCUGUCCUGGCUGCUCUCUCCCCCUCCCUGACGAGCUUACUGGACGAAAGCUCCUGUCAGGCUGUGGGGUGUCCUGUGGAGAAACUGGCCAGAAACUGGUCUGGGACCUUUCCACCUAUAGCCAGCAAGGAACUGAACCCAGCCAGCAUCCACGUCAGUGAGCUCAGAGGUGGACCCCAGCCCCAGCUGAGCCUUCGGAUGAGGCCACAGCCCUGGUUGAUUGCAGUUUCAGGAGGGGCCUUAAGCUAGAGGCACCUGGCUAAGCUUCCCACAGACUCCUGCACCGCAGGAGCCGACAUCAAAAGCAUUUGUUGUUUUGAGCUGUGUCUGCUUCUGCGCUUUGCCUGGGAGAGGCCCUGGUGGCCUCAUUCCUGGCGCCCGGAGUCCCUGCUGCGGCCCCACCCCCAGGCGGUCCCGGUGGCCCAUGCUGCCCAGCCUGGAGGUAAAAUCGCUCCUGGCGGUGGCUUCAGCAUGUCGUCCUCGGUAAAAACCCCGGUGCUGGAAGAGCUCGUUCCUGGCUCUGAGGAGAAGCCUAAAGGCAAGUCUCCUCUCAGCUGGGGCUCUCUAUUUGGUCACCGAAGCGAGAAGAUUGUUUUUGCCAAGAGCGACAGCGGCGUGGAUGAGAGCGUACUGACUGUCACCAUCACGGAGACCACGGUCAUCGAGUCAGACUUGGGUGUGUGGAGCUCACGGGCACUGCUCUACCUCACGCUGUGGUUCUUCUUCAGCUUCUGCACACUCUUCCUCAACAAGUACAUCCUGUCCCUGCUGGGAGGCGAGCCCAGCAUGCUAGGCGCGGUGCAGAUGCUGUCCACCACGGUUAUCGGGUGUGUGAAAACCCUCGUUCCUUGCUGUUUAUAUCAGCACAAGGCCCGGCUUUCCUACCCACCCAACUUCCUUAUGACGAUGCUGUUUGUGGGUCUGAUGAGGUUUGCAACUGUGGUUUUGGGUUUGGUCAGCCUGAAAAAUGUGGCGGUUUCGUUUGCUGAGACGGUGAAGAGCUCCGCCCCCAUCUUCACAGUGAUCAUGUCUCGGAUGAUUCUAGGGGAGUACACAGGGCUGCUGGUCAACCUCUCCCUCAUCCCAGUCAUGGGUGGGCUGGCGCUGUGCACAGCCACUGAGAUCAGCUUCAACGUCCUGGGGUUCUCGGCCGCACUGUCCACCAACAUCAUGGACUGUUUGCAAAAUGUUUUUUCGAAAAAGCUUCUCAGCGGGGACAAAUACAGGUUCUCGGCCCCGGAGCUGCAGUUCUACACCAGUGCCGCCGCGGUGGCCAUGCUCGUCCCGGCCCGGGUCUUCUUCACGGACGUCCCAGUGAUCGGGAGGAGCGGGAAGAGCUUCAGCUACAACCAGGACGUGGUGUUGCUGCUUCUGACAGAUGGAGUCCUGUUCCACCUUCAGAGCGUCACGGCCUACGCCCUCAUGGGGAAGAUCUCCCCUGUGACAUUCAGUGUCGCCAGCACCGUGAAGCAUGCCUUGUCCAUCUGGCUCAGCGUAAUCGUUUUUGGCAACAAGAUCACCAGCUUGUCGGCAGUCGGCACAGCCCUAGUGACAGUUGGGGUCCUGCUCUACAACAAGGCCAGGCAGCACCAGCAGGAGGCGCUGCAGAGCCUGGCUGUAGCCACCGGCCGGGCCCCAGAGGACACGGUGGAGCCGCUGCUUCCACAGGACCCCAGGCAGCAUCCCUGAGAGCAGGAAGCUGCCAGCUGCUGAUGUUCUCGUGACACUGCAUCUCCUGGAAACGGACAGGGACGCCCUCCUCCAUGGCCCUGCUGGGGUGCAGGACACGGGGAGCUAAGGCGGCCAUUCCCUGAGGUUUUCUUGGUUUGCCGAUGAAGACCAGUGGAAACUCAAACUGAGGACUCCAGGUAUCAGCUUCCUAGAGUGGAGACCAGAGCCCCAUGUCAGCUGAGCCCAUCCCCGUGUAAUGUGAAAACAGCCUCUGCGGCUCCCAUGCUGGGGGUGCCCACUUCCUCUCUGGGCAGCACCCCAGGGUCCACGGGGAGCCAGAGCUGGGUCCAGUGCCAACGAGAGCUGCUCCCUGCUACAGCCAAGAGAGCACUCAGCUUCCCACACCAGCCAUCGAAGGCCCUGAGGCCCUGGACUGGCUGCAGAUUGGCCCUGGGCAUGAGGCCACAGAGCAGGGCCGACAGGCAGGGACAGAGGGCCCUGGAAGGAAGGGUCUCCUGCUGCCACAGUGGGCAAUCAGAACUUCUCCUCACCUGACCCACCAGGGCUGUGGGCAUCCUCAGAUUAUCCCAGAGUCAUCGCGAGCCUCAAGCUACAGCAUUGCAUGGAAAUUAAGGGCUAUGACCACGGAGGCCAUUCCGUCCCUUCUGUGAAGAGGAAGGCCCCCGUACCCCUUCCACAUCCUGGGCUGCAUGAGCCCCCCACUCCAGGGUGCCCUGUCCAUCACCUUCCACACCCUGGAAUGCGUGAGUGCCCGCUCUGGGGCGUCAUGCCUGUCACUUCCACACCCUGGGCUGCAUGAGCCCCCCCACCCCAGGGCACCCUGCCCUCCUACCUGUGGUGGUUUCUAGCCAUGAGGUUGAGGACAAAGCUCUUGUGUUUAACUUGGAAGGAGAUGUGUACAUUCCUUUUCUUUUUUGGACUCCGAGUAUCAGGCACGCUACUCUGAGGUCCCUGUGGGGUGACCCUAUCUGUUCUCCCUUGGAGCCCACUGUUCCUAAUCUCAUCAUCCAGCACCUGUCCGGAUUCCCCACCUGAGCCUUGAGCAGGACAUUGCAGUGUUGAUGGCGAUGGCUUGGGUUACAUGGUGUUUACUUGGGUGCCAUCCUUGCUGAAAAAGGAAGCACCCACACUGAAUGUUCUGAGGUGCGUGGUGUGUGUCAGGCGCCCACCCCGUCCCACUCUCCCUGAGGGACAGCCGUCGUGCACGGUGGGGCCAAGGGUCAGCUCAACUCAUCCUCCUCAGCAUCACGCAUCUCCGAAGGUACAGGAGGCCUGAGGAGUGGCUGCUGGAGCUGUGUGUUAGGUACAGGCUUCUGACCAUGCCUGAGCUCUUCACCCCCCAUCUCGCAGCCAGCGAAUUCCUGUGCCUGGUGCAGUCUGUUGCCGGCGAGCCUUUGAGACCCAGAGCUCCAGGGCUUGUCAGAGGCAGCAUGGGGCUCCAGUGGCCCCGAGUCUCAUGUCCCUGCCUGCUCCAUCCCGAGUCUCAUUUUCCCUGCAUGCUCUUUAGGCCAUUGGCGUCUCAGAUCACUUCACUGGUUUUCCAUUUGGCUUCUCACCUGGGAAAUACAAAAAAAGCCCCUCCUGAAGAUAAAAUCAUUCAGAAACAGCAAUAAUUAUGACUCAUUAGCUACUUACUCAAAAAAGUCUGCCUUGAUGGUGGACUGAAAUGAGGCUUUUUAACCCACAAGCAACCUUUUUAUUUUUUUUGAGACUGUCUUGCCCUGUCUGUCACCCAGGUUGGAGUACAGUGGCAUGAUCUUGGCUCACUGCAGCCUCGACUUCUUGGGCUCAAGUGAUCCUCCCAUCUCAGCCUCCUGUGUCAGUCUAACCACAGGUAUGUACCACCAUGCCUGGCUAUUUUUUUGUUGAGCUGGGCUCUCACUUUGUUGCCCAGGCUGGUCUUGAACUCCUCAGCUCAAGCAAUCCUUCCCACUCAGCCUCCCGUAGUUUUGGGAAUAACAGGCGUGCACCACUGCACCUGCUCCAGCCACUUGUAUAAAACCACUGACCUGUGUGUGGAGGACAGGCCAGGUGUGUGCUCACUGCACUGGGAAGAUAUGUCAUCAUGUGACUUUCCCAUUUUCCAUUUCUCUUUUUCUGCUUUUCUCAAAAACCAAUAGAAGACUGGGUGCGGUGGCUCACACCUGUAAUCCCAGCACUUUGGGAGGCUGCAGCUGGCGGAUCACAAGGUCAGGAGUUUGAGACCAGCCUGGCCAACAUGAUGAAACCCCGUCUCCACUAAAAAUACAAAAAUUAGCUGGGUGUGAUGGUGGGUGCCUGUAAUCCCAGCUACUCAAGAGACAGGCAGGAGAAUUGUUUGAACGCUGGAGGUUGAGGUUGCGGUGAGCCGAGAUCGUGCCAUUGCACUCCAGCGUGGGCAAUGGCAAGACUCUAUCUCAAAAACACUAUUAGAAAAUGCCCUGGAGGUGGCAGAGGGUUGUAGAUAUGUGAGGCCAACCCCCAGGGUGGCCCUGUCCACCUCUCCAUUGAGAAUGGCUGCCAGGCUUCCCACUAGCCUCUGAAGAUGACGGUCUGGUGUAAGGAGAAGUGCAGGUGCCUGGUUCUGAGCACCUUGGAAUUUCUGGCUGCACAUCCUUUGGUGCCCUCCCUUCCACCCGACAAGGAGCUUCCAGCCUGUUUUGAUUUCCUGUUUGUGGACCAGAAACACAUUUUUCCAAAUGAUGAGCAAAUAGAGUGAUGUCCUUUGUAAUGCUGCCCUGGGGCCUCUUCCUCAUCCUGGCAGAAGCAGCCUGGAUACCAUGCGGCGGCCGACACUGUGCCCUUGCUCAGGUGUGCCGUCCCUUCCUUCUCCCUCAGUCUCCUCUCCACGCCCAAGUCGGUUUCCAGCCGAUGGUCUUUACGGCAUUCCCAGUACAGCCAGGCACCAAGAGGCAAUACCCAACGCCUGGCUUGGCCAUGUUAACGAUUGUAUAGACAUAUAUUUUUAAAUAACUUUUAUGUAAUACUUUUCUAGAAUAGUAAGUUCUUGUUAACUGUCACAGAUGUGCUUCUAGAAACGUACCGGGUGUUGUUACUUCCAUUGAGUGUGUCCAUGGUCGUGGUCUGUGCCUUUGUAAACAGAACACUUGAACCACCUCCCGAAUUGGGUCAUCUGCUUCCUGAAAUUGACACUUAAGAGAUGUGCAUCUCUAACUUUCAAGGAAACUUCCCCACUAAAUGGCAUGAAAAGGUUUAAAUAAAAUCCAAGAGUCCCAAUUCCUUCUGUAACAGUGUUAAAAUAAUCUGUCUGCGUGGAAAGAUGA